AAUGGUUCUCAUUCAGAGACUGAGUGUCUCCUUGUCUUAUCUCCUUUUCCCUAGAUGGAUCCCUGCUCUUUCAGCAAGUGCCAAUGGUGGAGAUUGAUGGCAUGAAGAUGGUGCAGAGCAGAGCCAUUGCCAAUUACAUAGCAACAAAGUACAACCUCUACGGGAAGGACCUGAAGGAGAGAGCCCUAAUCGACAUGUAUGUGGAAGGAAUGUUUGAUCUGAACGAGCAACUCAUGUCCUAUGGUUUCCAACCAGCAGAUAAGAAAGAGCAACAUUUUGCUAAUAUGGUGGACAAGACCACAAACAGAUACUUCCCAGUCUUUGAGAAGGUUUUGAAAGACCAUGGACAAGACUUUCUUGUUGGCAACCAGUUAAGCAGGGCAGAUGUGCAGUUACUUGAAAUCAUUUUAAUGGCAGAAGAGUGCAAACCUGAUAUCCUUGCCAAAUUUCCUCUCUUGCAGAGUUUUAAAGCAAGAAUAAGCAAUAUCCCCACAAUAAAGAAAUUCCUGCAGCCUGGCAGCCAGAGGAAACCACCAAUACGACCAGAAGAGGUGCCCAAAGUGAUAGCAAUUUUCCACUGAGCAGCAGCCUAAAGCCACAGAAACUCUCAUUUCAUUGUGUUUGCUGAUUGUGGCAAAGAGAAAUGAAUGAAAACAGUGAAAAGGUUUUUGAUCUCUCUUUCCUUAGCUACAGCACUGGUUUGAGACUACUGUUAACACUUCCUAGGGAAAUCUAUACAAGCAUACCAGAAAAUGGAAUAGUUCACUGAUUGGGAGUAUAUUGGACAACACAAUUAUCUUAAAUGACUAAAGAGAAUACCUGAAAUAAAGUCUUACUAUUGACACUCAAA
This is a messenger RNA of Manacus vitellinus (golden-collared manakin), 850 nucleotides long. RefSeq names its product glutathione S-transferase-like. The coding region runs from base 84 to 581 and encodes 165 amino acids. Gene Ontology annotation, biological process: glutathione metabolic process; xenobiotic metabolic process. Gene Ontology annotation, molecular function: glutathione transferase activity. The record is from RefSeq and is a predicted model, not a curated record. Lineage: Eukaryota; Metazoa; Chordata; Aves; Passeriformes; Pipridae. The transcript is spliced from 4 exons.